Molecule: messenger RNA, 1057 nt
Organism: Chenopodium quinoa (quinoa)
Lineage: Eukaryota; Viridiplantae; Streptophyta; Magnoliopsida; Caryophyllales; Amaranthaceae
Exons: 2
Coding region: 101-781 (226 amino acids)
Molecular function (GO): acylphosphatase activity
Source: RefSeq, a predicted model, not a curated record
UCGAGACCACUCUCCAUAGUCAAAAUCAACAGUACCAAACCUACUCAACUCACCAAUCAUCAUUCAUAUUUGUGUUCUUAAAAAUUUAGCUAACAAACCUAUGGCUAAAUCAUUCACAUUAGCACUACCACCACCACAAUCACAGAAUCUGAAUCAAAUUCUAAAAUCCCAACUUAAUAAAAAACCCACAAUUAUCUCAUCAUCAUCAUCAUCAUCAUCAUAUUCAUGGACCCGAAUUUCCAGCUUAAUAUUCCGAAAUACCAAUUGUAUAAAUAUAACUAAUAAUAAUGUCAAUUAUUAUGUACAUUAUAGAAGAUUCUCCAGUAUUUUUGCUUCUCCAGUUUCUUCUAUUUCUUAUUGUUAUUUUCCUCUUUACUCGAAUUGCGAUUCUCUUCGUUUUUCUUCUCUUUCUUUACUUCCUUUGCGCCGAUCUUGUUUAUCUUCUCUUCGGUUUUCGAUAAUGUCUCAGAAUGAUGAACAUGGCGCACCCAUUAGUCAGGAUUCUUUCAAAACGGUAAGAUGUAUAAUCAAGGGCAGAGUUCAAGGGGUGUUCUAUAGGAACUGGACGAUUGAGAAUGCAAAUCAAUUGGGUUUGAAGGGUUGGGUGAGAAACAGGAGAGAUGGGUCUGUGGAAGCUCUUUUUUCGGGCAAGGCUGAAGUCGUGGAUGAGAUGGUGCAGCGUUGUCGCCGUGGGCCACCAGAUGCUAUGGUUACUGCCCUUAAUGUUGAUCCUUCAAAUGAGGAUCCUGGAUCAGGUUUUGAGCGCAAACCCACCGUAUGAGCUUGCCAUCUACUUUGAUGGAGUAUGUUUUAGCUGUGUACUUUGAGUAAUAAUCCCCCUUAUUUGUCUGCUCAUUUAGGCUUGUAGUGCACAAGAUUUAUGAAAUAAUAACGUACUUUAGCUCAUCUAAUUGUAACUGUUUAAGUUCUAUCGACAUAUUACUAUGCCUUAUUUUUAAAUGGGAUGUGUAAUAUGAUGAAUAUGAGAUGUUAGGGUCAAAUCUUUCGAUGUGAAAAUGAAAUGAAUAUAAAGGAAGUAUAUAUUGGGAUGUUGCUA